Messenger RNA from Saccostrea echinata, 1908 nucleotides. RefSeq names its product U3 small nucleolar RNA-associated protein 18 homolog. The record is from RefSeq and is a predicted model, not a curated record. The coding region runs from base 27 to 1517 and encodes 496 amino acids. Gene Ontology annotation, cellular component: small-subunit processome; Pwp2p-containing subcomplex of 90S preribosome. Gene Ontology annotation, molecular function: protein binding. Gene Ontology annotation, biological process: rRNA processing. NCBI's taxonomy places the organism in Eukaryota, Metazoa, Mollusca, Bivalvia, Ostreida, Ostreidae. The transcript has 13 exons.
AUCUUAAAACACACCAUAUUUUCAAUAUGUUGCGUAGAAAGAGAAAGACAACAGUUUCCCAUUCCUUGGAAGCACGCGUCACACAAGGAAAAAUCCCUGCAGAGGCAAAUAUUCCAUUAGGUAGCAAAAAGAGAGACAAAAACGCGGAUGAAACACAUUUGGAGAAACUUGUCCUCGGUGGAGAUGCAGAUGUGAUACAAACUUUGCAAGAAAUUUCGAGACAGGCAGAAUAUGAAACACAAGCUAAAAAGAAAAAAAUUCCCCCAAAGCAAAAGAAGGCCCCUGUAUGGCAGGAUGAAGAUGAUAAGGGAAGUAUACAGAUAACAAGAGAAAGAAGAUAUGAUUCAAUAAGAAGAGGAGAUGAAAGAAAAAUAAAAACAGACCAAUACACCUCUCAACUAAAGGCGGAAUUUGAGAAAGUCUCCUCUGUUCCUAACUGGGCCAAGUUACAAUCUGAGAGAACUCAUGAAUCUGAUGAUGACAGUGAUGUAGAUGAUUUACUUCAGAAGACUGGAAAUUAUUUAAUAACUUCCUCCUCAUUACCUAAAGGAUUAAUCGACCUUAAACAAUGUACUGAUGCCAACAAGGAACAACCUUCAGAGGGCAAGUUGACAUCAGUAGAGUUUCACCCAACAGCUCAGGUUAUUCUAACUGCAGGGAUGAACUACACUUUGAGCCUAUUUCAGGUGGAUGGUAAACAUAAUCCAAAGAUCCAAAGUGUGUUUAUUGAUGGUUUUCCAAUCCACACAGCACAUUUCAGCACAGAUGGUCAUGAAGUUAUAAUGGGGUCUAGAUACAAAAACUUUAAAUAUUACGAUAUGAUGGCUGGAAAAAUUAUCAAUGUUCCCAAAAUAAAAGGGUUAGAGGAGAAAAUGAUGAAGAAAUUUAGAGUAUCACCAGAUGGAAGAUUUUUAGUGUUUCUUGGGAAAACUGGAGGAAUGCAUCUUCUGUCAGCAAAAUCCAAAGAAUGGAUUCAUACACUGCAGAUGAAUGGUGAAGUAAAAGAUGUGGCAUUUUCCAAGGAUGGGCACCUGAUGUAUUCACAUGGAGUUGAAGGUGAUGUUUAUGUUUGGGAUCUUGAUAGGCGGGACUGUAUACAUCGUUUCUAUGACGAUGGGUGUACACAGGGAACAUCCAUUGCUCUAUCUCCAAAUGGGCAGUACCUGGCUUGUGGGUCAUACAGUGGUGUUGUCAAUAUCUACGACUCACAGACCAUACUGAGUUCAAGGUCACCUAAACCGGUCAAGGCCAUCAUGAACCUCACUACGCCAUGUACAAAAGCAGUGUUCAACUCGACGUCAGAAAUCUUAGCUGUGUCAUCUAAUUAUGCAGAAAAAGCAGUUAAACUUGUCCAUGUUCCCUCCAUGACAGUUUUUUCAAACUUCCCAGAAAGAAAAGUGGAUAAUUUACGGAUACCUACAUGUAUGGACUUUUCCCUGAACAGUGGUUAUUUUUCUAUAGGAACACACAGAGGCUGUGCUCUCUUAUACAGAGUCAAGCACUAUGGAAAUUACUGAUACAAAGUUGGCUCAAAGGGAUUCAGGAACAUUUCUACAGCAUUCAAUUUAACCCCAAAUGCAAUAUAUUGGGGGUUUUCAGCAAGUGGACGAUUACAGUGUAUAGUAAUUUCAGUUUAUUCAACUCUAUGAAUGGUGACUUUUUACAUUGUAAAUGACAUGUGAUUUGUGAUUGCUGUUGUACUCGUACAUCACCAAUCUACUAACAUUCAGAUUUUUAUGAAAAUAUGGAAUACGUUGUUAAAGUUUAUAUGGACAAUUUUUACUUUCAAAAUGUUCUAUUGUGAAAGGCAUGCAGUUUAUUUCAGCAUGUCACAUUAUUUGUUAUACACGUGUACAGUACGUGUAUGUUUUGCAAGAACCACUAAAUAUAAAAGAUUCUUAAGGCUUA